Tetranychus urticae (two-spotted spider mite) is the source of this 2749-nucleotide messenger RNA. RefSeq names its product THO complex subunit 7 homolog. The record is from RefSeq and is a predicted model, not a curated record. Gene Ontology annotation, biological process: mRNA export from nucleus; mRNA processing. Gene Ontology annotation, cellular component: THO complex part of transcription export complex. NCBI's taxonomy places the organism in Eukaryota, Metazoa, Arthropoda, Arachnida, Trombidiformes, Tetranychidae.
UCAAAGAGUAAACUACCUUACUCUUUGCUUCCUACUCUUCUCUUCAUUUAAUUUGAUUUUUCGUUUUAAUUAACUGUUUGUGCUUAAUAUUAUUUUAUUGAUUUUGAUUUUGCUCGACACCAUCCAUCCUGAACAUCAAUAUUAGUGUCAUCAAUUCCAUCAACAUCUGUACUUGCUUCCAAACCAUAGAGCCUUUCCAUUCCUAAUUUUUUGUUAUCUUUUGCCAUGGCUGUAAUUAAUUUUACUGAAGACGACAUAAUAAAACGUAAAUUGCUCAUCGAUGGAGAUGGACUAGGAGAUGAUCGUCGUAUUAAUCUUAUGCUUAAAACCUUUUUCAAAUGGUGCAGUACUCAUGAAAAUGACGAAGAACAGGCCCUUAACUAUGAGAGGAUACUUUUAAUGUUGACUAAUUGCGAACAUUCAAUGGCCAAAUCACAGCAAAUACUUUCCAUGAAUCAUUUGGAGAUGAAAAAUUACCAAGAACUCUACAAUAAGAUUGAUACAGGAAUAGCUGAUUCUCAGAGGAAAAUUGCUGAAUUGAAAGCUGAACUACAGCAAGCAAAGAUUGUGAGAAAAAAUAAACAAGAGUAUGAUGUCUUGGCGCAAAUAAUUAUGGACAAUCCGGAUCGUUGUGAUACUCUAAGUCGAUUAAACCAAUUAGAGGAAGAGAUUAAUAAACUACAGCAAAUCAAAGAAAAUCUCAACAAAAGAUUGGAAAAGCGCGGUAAACAAUUCCAAGUUUUAUUAACAUCAGCCCAUGAGCUCAAGAAAAUGCUCUCAGAUGAAGACAAUAAUAUUGUCAACAGUAUAGAUGACCAAUUUUUGGACAAUCUCAAAAGAAGUGAUAAACCAGCUCACGUAUAAUGUUUAAAACCAUCACCCAAAAACUUGUGACCAGCAAGAAUAUUGUUCAUUAAUAACCAAAUACUUGAUGCUACAAUCUUCGACAUUCUAAACAUAAUAACGUGUGCAACGCGUGCUUUAAAAAUCCUUUUAUUUUUCAACACUUAUUAACCUACAUUAAUCCUCGAAUUUAAUUCAAGAUGUUAAGAUGAACCAAACUCGACAGAUUAAAGUUUUUUAGCGGUAAUCUACACUCUAACUAUCUUGUCAUCUCAUAGUUCAACAACAUAACGAUUUAAAUUUAACUCUGUAUUUAGCAACAUGGUUAGACAUCGAAAUGAAUCGGAUUAAUACAAUUUGGACUAGCAUAAAAAAUAGAAACAAAUGAUGAAAAAUUUGUUUAAAAUACUGUUCAAACGUCCAACCUAGAAGCAAUAUUAUAAUAUACUGUUACGUCGAGUCAGAAAGAUUCAAAGGAAAAGGACGACUUUUCUUUCAUUCAUUUUAACACCUGAAUUGUCUGUAAAAAAGCUCCUUUACUUGUUCGCAAUUUUAACUUUAACUACCGAUAUAAAUUUUUAUCGAUUCGUCACUAUCUUGUAAAACGAUACUAUCGAACAACUCAUCUCGAUAUUUGCUUUAACUAAUCCGGUUCCGAGCCGGAUUAUAAACCGAGGUUUAAUUCAAGGAUUUCACCUUUUUUGUUGGCGUAUAUUCAUUAGAAUUUAAAAAUAUUGAUUUCUGUGAUUAUUAAAUUCCUAAUAAACUAUUCAUAAUAUUAAAUUUGUAUUUAUUUCUCUUGAUUUCAACCGAUUAAAGGAAAAGAUAUAGAAACCGAACUGUAAACCUCAAUAAUCGAAUCUCGAUGUCAUCGGAUACAACUCAAAUCCAAUUGGAAACUGGGUUGAGAAUUAUUAAGUUGAUUUAAUUAUUUGGUGCAAUUUAUUUCAAUGGAAGUCAAUAAUUCAUCAACCAUUUCGUUUUUAUUCUUUUUUUAUGAUUGAUUAGAUUGUGCAUCUGGUUUUCUGAUUGAAAUGUUUCUACCUUUUACCUAACUGUUUACCUGCUUCAUUUGCUUCCUUCAUUAUUUUUUAUUUUGUUUUUCUCCAAGAGCUUCAGUCAAAUUAACUAAAUGAGUUCCUCUAACGAUACUGACAUCAAUCAGAUGGCUGUUAAAGUGAAGGAAAUCCUUCCACAAGUGCCUUUAAAAACUAUUGAAACUGAUUUAAGGGUUACAACUGAUAUUGAUGAAACUAUUGCUCGACUUUUGGAUGGUGUACUCUCUUUCCAACCUGAGGCAGUAGCCAUCUUAUCUUCACCAGCUGCUGGUGUAACUUCAACAUCAUCAAAUGAUUCCAAUAAACGGAGUGACGAUGAAGUAAUUACCUCUAACGGAGUUCCAGCUUCUUUUAAUACUGCUGCCAAAAAUUUCGGAAAAUCACCAAUUGAAAGGAUGCAAUCAUAUAAAGAAAGAAAGAAAGCUUUAAUUGAAGCUGCUAGGGAAAGAUAUAUAAAGAAACAUGGACUUAAAUUGUCCUAAUUUUUUUGAGAAUUUGAUCCAACGGAUUGAAGUUGGUUUAAAUUUAUUGUGAAAUGGUUUAACUAAAUUUUAAUGUCGUAGAUGUACAGUUACACCACUAAUUCCAGUAUUUUUUAUCAAUUUUGUUGUCAAACAAUGCUGCAGGACAUCAUAAGUCAACGGAAAGAGAGGAUAAUCAAUGAACAGAGAACUUGAAGAAUAAAAGAAAAUAAAAAUUUGUUAAUCAAUCAAUUCUGAUUUUCAUUUCACUUUAUUGAACCUAUGUCAAACAAACCAAUUGUAAACUAAAAUAAUCGACUGAAUUGUAACUCAGAAGGAAAAUUGAAACAAAAUUGGAUCAUGAGAUUAAAACUUUGGUACAAGUAA